GCCGGGACGCGGAGCCUGAGCGCGGAGUCGGCUUCGGAUCGGGGCGGUAACCUCUGUUCUGCCUUUGAGCUCCCAGCUGGGCGAGGGGUCGCCUCUAGCUUUCAGUAAUGGAGUACGCAGGGAUAGAAGUCGACUCUGUUGCUUCUGGAAUUAAGAGACGAGUGAAGGACAGAAUUGCAAAGACAAAGUUGAAUGUUUCUCUUGCUUCAAAGAUCAAAACAAAAAUAUUAAACAAUUCUUCUAUUUUCAAGAUCUCUCUAAAGCACAACAACAGAGCAUUAGCUCGGGCCCUUAGUAAAGAGAAAGAAAAUUCUCGAAGAAUUACUACCGAAAAGAUGCAAUUACAGAAAGAAGUAGAGAAACUCAAUUUUGAGAAUACCUUUCUUCGCUUAAAACUAAAUAAUUUGAAUAAGAAGCUUAUAGAAAUAGAAUCACAGGUGAGCAGUCACUUGUUAACUGCAAUUGAAAUGAGCAGUCUUUCUGAGUUCCAUCAAAGUUCUCUUCUCCUGUCAAGUAACAAGAAAAACAGGAUCAGUAAGCAAUGCAAGCCUGCGCCUCUUCCAUAUGCCAGGGUUCCAUUGACUUCAGAAAAUGAUGAUGAUGAUGAUGAUGAUGAUAAAUGGAAAACAAAAUGUAACAACAGAACUGUGUCAAAGACAUCACCUGAUAGUACCUCUUCAGAAUCAAGACAACCUUCAUCCUUACAUCAGAAUAAUUCGGAAGUAUCCCUUCCUAAACAAGAUAAUCAGAAAACAUGUGGUUCAGGUCAUUCAGAACAUACUUCAAGUGUUGAUGUACUUCCUAAUGAGAGCCAUUGCCACUCAGAUCAAAGUCCUAAGCGUUCUCUGAGUGAGAUGAAAACUGUUUCAUCUUCCAGCCUCAGAAGGGAAAAGUUAUCACUUGGUAAUGUGACUAAGAGGAAGAAGUGUGUGUCUUCAAUUGUAGACAUUCUGUGUGUGACAGAUUUAGAUCACCAACCCAUUUCAAGUCCAGGAUCAAAUUGGAAUAAUGAUAUAAAUGGUGGUACUAAUGAAACCAGUAACAACACCCAAAGAAAUACAGAGUGUUUUCCUGAUUUACCUUCUGAGUCUUCCAGUGAUCCUAAUGCAAAGUGCACGGAGCAAGUACAGAAGAGCACUGAUAGCUUUCACUUGCAGAAAACUGUGUAUGAAGAUGCUGACAUGGAGUUAACUGCUACUGAUGUCGGCAAGAUUGUAACAAUUUCAAAAGGCAAUAAAAAGCAAAAUAAGAAAAAGGCAGAUUGUAGAAAGGAGACUUCCAGAAAAGUGAAAGAUACAAGCUCUGAUAAAAAGAGAGAAAGCUCAAAGAGAAGAUGUCAAGAUAGCUCAGAAGUAGGUGCUGAGGAAAAGACUGAAAACAGACCAGAAAGAGACUCUGGUGUCCUAGAUGGCAGAGGGGAUUCCAAAGAUCCAAACUGUAUUUCCAGUACUGAGCAGCUGUCUCAGGUAAACAUGCAGAAGAAAAUAAUCCUCCAGAACAGUUUGGAUCAGGAAAACAUUCAAAAUAAAAAGAGGAGGCAAACAUACAGGGCAGAUGAGCAAGAGGAAACAUACCCCUUUUCCAGACAUUCAGUCAGAUUCCUUCAAGAUGGUAGAUUUGAUCUGUAUCACAACACCCUACAUCGUAAUUUAAGUAAGCCUUCUCGACAGACAUUUGUGAUUCAUAAAUCAGAAGAAGAUAAUUUACUUCCAAACCAAGAAGAUAAAGACACCAUUUCUGAAAACCUAGAAGUUGCAAAUGAAUCUCAUGUAGCUGAUCUUUCCAUCAAAGCUAAUGAAAAUGUACGUGACCAUGAAACUCAGACAAUGUUGGACUUGAAAAAGUAUGUCACUGCUCAACAAAAUCAAACAAAUAAGACUAAGCAGAAAAUAAAUCGAAGGACAAAAAUAAUUUCUAUCCCGAACCAAAUACAUGAGGAUAAUGAUAAAGAUAUUCAUGUCCUAGAAAAAGGCAACUUUCCCUCCCAAACCCAAGCGAAUAAAGAAACCACCAGUGGAAACCUAGAAGCGUCAAAAGAAUUUGAAACACCUCUUCUUUUCACAAGAGACAAUGGAAGCUUACGUGACUGUAAGAUCCAGAAUGUUCUGGAUCUGCAGAAGAAAAUUACUAGUAUAUACCCUGCUCAGAAUGAGUCCCAGAUUAGCAAAAACCCUAGGCAGAAGGUAAAUCGCAAGACAGAAAUAAUUUCUGGAGUGAAUUGUUUUAGUAAUGACAGAGGUGUUCAUUGUUCAGAAAAUGAUAAGUCUUUCUUGCUACAAAAGGAUAAAGACAUCCCUGGAACCUUAAAAGACUUAAGUGAGUUUGAUACACCUGCUUUUUGUAACAAAGAUAGUGCAAAGUCAUGUGAUUAUAAGACAGAAACACUCUUGGAGUUGAAAAAACAUGACCCUAAUAUGCAACAUGCUUGUCGAGAAGAUUCAAAAGUAGAUAAGAAGCUUAGACAAAAGGUAAAUCGAAAGACAGAAAUAAUUUCUAAAAUCAACCAAAUACAUGAAAAUGAUGGAGGAAGUGCACAUGACCCAUUGAAUAAGAAGCUCUGUCAUAAGGUUAAUAUAUCAGAAAUCAUUUCUCAGUUGAACCAAAUAUAUGAGCCUAUUAAUGAAGAUGGGAAUGGCUUUAAAAGCUCUAUCAAAGAUUGCCAAGAUGUUUUAAGUUGUGACUUUGGGGAAAUCAACAGUAAUAAAAAGGAAAAUUGUGAUCCAAUUCAAGAUCCUUGCAUACUAGUUACAAAAACAAAGAAAAAGGUAUCAUAUAAAACAGGGAACAGUUUGACAAGAGAUAAGAACAGGUGUAUUUUGCAGUUAACAGAUUCUUCACAGGUGUCUGUCACCUUAGACUCUGGCUUAAAACACGGACCAAAUGAAGCAGAUUCUGGUCCUGGAGAACAGACUAACCUGCCAAAGAAGCAGAAACAAAGCACUGUAAGUUCACUGGGAGAUGCCUUCUCUGUGAGCGCAGUAAAAGAAGGAAGCCUCCCAGCCAAAGCAGUCAAUAAAAUGGCACCCAAAUCAAAGAAAAGAAAGACCCUUCUGGGUUGUUCUGAUACCCAUGGAACAGUGGAGGUAACACCCAACACUGACCUCGCUAAGGCUGUUGACUCCCAGCAGACUGACAAGGAGAACUAUUUGGAGAAUGAGAAAAUGGCCAAGAGUAAGCCAGAUUUUUACACAAAGGUGUUGAAACCUUUAUCUCAGACGUGUUCAUCUAACAUAAAGAAUUCUUCCUUGGAUAGUAUGUGUAAAAGUUCUCUACCUUUGAGUAUUUCUUCUAGUAAAACCCUGAUGCUAGAAGAGAGAUCUUCCCUGGAGAGUACAUGCAUCUUUCAAGUAGGUGAUGAUGCUCAUGAAAAGAUAAAGGAAGGCACUCAUAAUCCCCACCACAGAACACAAAAGUCGAGGCCAGGUAACAGAACAUCCCUGGUCUUGAUGGAUACCAGUUGUGUUUCAAGUAACACUGCUAACCCUGAGAAUGAGUCAGAAGGGCAGUCUUCAUACCCGAUGAGAAGGAAAAGACAGUGCACCCCUGUCAACCUGACAGAGCCAAGCCUUAGAAGGCAAGUGUUGCAGUGCUGUUAA
Molecule: messenger RNA, 3596 nt
Organism: Grammomys surdaster
Lineage: Eukaryota; Metazoa; Chordata; Mammalia; Rodentia; Muridae
Gene: Sgo2
Product: shugoshin 2
Exons: 8
Coding region: 108-3596 (1162 amino acids)
Cellular component (GO): chromosome, centromeric region
Source: RefSeq, a predicted model, not a curated record